UACGCAUCGCAAAUAAACUGUAGUCCAAUCAGCGCAUAUGACAUAGCCUAUCUAAUCCGGAAAAAGUUAUUACGCUGGUGGCAUUUCCUGAUGUUAUUAUCCAUCUCGAUAGACCGGUCGGUUACAGUUCAGUCGCAAACAGUCCGGUAGUUGGCUAGGAUACAUAGACUUAUUUUCGUUUUGUUUUCAGUGUGUGGGCCAGCCCCAAACAUUGCGUAACCACUCCAUCUCACUUGCGAUCGAAUAACGUUUCUCACGCGAUUACCGGUGAGUAUAAAAGCUUGCGCUGCAGCCGGACAAAGGUCCUUCCCCACUAUUCCCAUCGAGCCGCAGGAAAGUAGAGCAAGCGCACACAGCCCGGAAUAACCCGAUCAUAAAAACGCGUCAUGGGUAAGUCUCAAAGCCCCGAAGACUGUGCUGAUUGUUUAUGCCCACCAGAGUGCCAGGUCGUUUAACUCUGCAGCCAAGGAUGUUGCUGUGGAAGCGUUCACUCAGCAGGGCUACAAAGUGAUUGUGUCUGACCUCUACGCCAUGAACUUCAAGGCUACAGCCACUACGGAGGAUAUCACAGGUGGCGUGAAGAAUCCUGAGGAGUUUAAGUAUGGAGAAGAAACCAUGCAAGCCUGGAUGGAGGGACGACUCAGUGAUGACAUCAUAGCAGAGCAUCGGAAAUUGGAGGAGGCGGAGCUCGUCAUCUUCCAGUUCCCUAUGUACUGGUUUGGUGUUCCUGCCAUUCUGAAGGGCUGGAUUGACAGAGUCCUGACUCAAGGAUUUGCCUUCACACUGCAAACUGUCUAUGACAAUGGAAAGUUCAAGGACAAGAAAGCCAUGUUGUCGUUCAGCACUGGGGCGAUGGAGAGCAUGUUUCUUCCUGACGGCCUCAACGGAGAUCUAAACGUCACACUGUGGCCCCUGCAGAAUGGCGUGCUCCGAUUCUGUGGGUUCCAGGUGUUGGCCCCCCAGGUGUUCUGGUGCCCAGCAAACAGCCCCCCUGAGGUGCGAACCACAAGACUGGAAAGCUGGAGGGCCAGGCUGGAGACACUGCUGGACGAACAGCCCCUGACCUUCGCCUCUAGCGGGAUGUUCGAUCUGUCCUUCUCUGGAGGGUUUAAGCUGCGGCCUGAGAUCUGGGAGGAGCAAAGCACCUGCCCCCACGGAAUCUCCACGGGACACCACCUGGGGAAACCCCUCCCUCCCAACAACCAGCUGAAGGCUGGAGAUAAGAGAGGGGAUGCUGUUUGAAGCUGUUGUUGAAUUCUGAAAAAACAAAUGUUAUUUUCCAAAUGUGAAACGGUGCGUGUAGAUAUGGAUUUAUUUACUCUGGAUGGUGCUUAUAUGGACCGUGUCCCUGCAUACAAAUACCUGGGCAUAUGGAUAGACGGAGAUCUGUCCUUCAAAAAACAUGUAGACUUAAUUGUUAGAAAAUUGAGGAUGAAAGUUGUCUUCC
Messenger RNA from Esox lucius (northern pike), 1447 nucleotides. It is a transcript of the gene nqo1, whose product is annotated as NAD(P)H dehydrogenase, quinone 1. The transcript has 6 exons. Bases 532 to 1242 code for a protein of 236 amino acids. Gene Ontology annotation, molecular function: NAD(P)H dehydrogenase (quinone) activity. The record is from RefSeq and is a predicted model, not a curated record. Lineage: Eukaryota; Metazoa; Chordata; Actinopteri; Esociformes; Esocidae. Gene Ontology annotation, cellular component: cytosol.